Messenger RNA from Penicillium concentricum, 207 nucleotides. RefSeq lists its product as uncharacterized. NCBI's taxonomy places the organism in Eukaryota, Fungi, Ascomycota, Eurotiomycetes, Eurotiales, Aspergillaceae. The transcript has a single exon. Bases 1 to 207 code for a protein of 68 amino acids. The record is from RefSeq and is a predicted model, not a curated record.
AUGCCCGUAGAAUCUGCGGAUGGCGACUGGGAUCAGAUGGUUCGCAUCGUCGGCUCCCGGCUACAGGCCGGGCGAAGCGCCGACAUUAUCUCUUGCGUCGACGAAAUAGGGCUGACAUGGGACGUAUGGCGACCUGCGGUCGAUGUCGAGAUUCUCGCGCGCUUGAUCUUCAUAUUCCUUCCUGAAGCAAAACACCUUGCUAUGUAG